This is a messenger RNA of Sclerotinia borealis F-4128, 2826 nucleotides long. The record is from the annotation of a GenBank genome assembly. Lineage: Eukaryota; Fungi; Ascomycota; Leotiomycetes; Helotiales; Sclerotiniaceae.
AUGUCAUAUCAUGAAUCAUGGGGACGUAGCUGUUAUGAUCGUGCUGGCUUUCGCUCCCAAAUUAAAUUUCCCAAUGGGAAAUCGAGAUCGAGACCUUCUUCUACUGAUGGCCCUUCUACUCCUCCUCGUGGGCGGAGCGAUAAGGGCACUAGAACUUAUUACCGGUCAAAACCCGCUGUAACAUCAGCUCUUCGAUGUCUGGUGGGCAAAUUCGAGGCCAUGGAUGCUCUGAGUCUUCCAAUUCUAGAUGUCACACUCCAGCCGGCGCCAUUGCAUUCAGCACGGAAUUCUCCUAGGAGGAGAGGUAUAACCCGAGAUUCUUCACAAAGGCGGUUGUCUACGAUUCUGAGCCCGACGAGUGCAGAUUUGUCCAAGGAUGACGACGUCUUUAUUGAUGGAUACAUGGGACAUAAUACAUGGGGUGAUACCCCUAGCAGUACCAAAUCGACGAUGUUUGGGUCCUCUAAGAAGCAAUUUCAAUCGCGACAUUUAAGGACACCGCAAUGGUCAGUCAAAGUUGCAAAGACACCAUCGAAGAGUGCAAAUCGAAUCGUCUCCUCAAGAUCUACCUCCAAGCAUAGAACUAUUACCAAAAGUGAACGUCCAGCAUAUGUACGACCGAAAAAGUCUCCAAACAAGAAGAUAGGAAGUAUGAUUAAGGACAGGAUACGAUUCUUCGACGGAAGCCCAGAUGAAGAGGAUUUCUCAAGUCCUCCUAAAACAAGUCCCCUGAAAACUGGCUCAACUAAACAUGCUUCGAUGCGUGAUGGUUAUCAUUAUAAAGUUGAAUCUUCUCCCGCUUCUUAUGCAACCGGGGCCCCAACACCAGUAUCCAAAGCGCCAGUUGGAGGUUCGGCCAAACUUUCGAGAACAUCAGAACUGACACGAGACAAAAGUACAUUUCCGUCACCUGCUAAAUCGCAAUAUUCGCCGCCAACAUCAAGAAAGCAAAGGAAUGUCUUUGGAGAAGCAGUCCAAAAUCCAUUUUUAGCGUCUCAAGGAUCGUCUGAAAAGACAAUAUCCUCGACGACUAUUUCACCUCAUACUUCACCAACGAAACAACGUCCAUUCUAUAGACUCAAUUCGGAGACCACAGCCGACACAAGUCCCCGCGGCCGUUCACUGGCUCGAUACGAAGUCAACACCACACCCACCAGAAGCUCCGACAUACCCAAAAUCUCAAGACCAAGAGGAAGAACGAUUCCUGGCCCCAAGGACCCCAAGACGGACAUACAGAAAGAUAUAGACACCCGACGCGACCAGAUCAGUGAGAAAAUCGAAGCAAUCUACCAAGCUAAAACCGAAGAACGCAAAGCGCAAAGUCUGGAGAAGAAUGUACCAGCAGAGCAUGUCGAAGUAUCUCCCAUGCCGAAAAACGAUGGGAAAGAGGAUGAUGUCAGAAGACCCCAACGAAUCAAGGAUACGAGCUCCUUUCGUUCCAAGUCGAAGGUGGCGGAUAUGAGAAUGCGGUUUGAUGGUGGUGCUUCUUUUGCUUCGCCCGUGUUGCCGAGCUCUGCAUCUAAAGACGCAGAAUGCAGAAUAGUUUCGCCAAUUAAGAAAGGGGAGAGUUCUUCCGUGAUACCUACUCCUCCACCUGCGCCACCGCCUUCGGUUUUCUCAUCGCGCGUUCGUGGGAAGAAUAAUAAGAGCGUUGAGCAUAUGCUUUCUAUUCAGCGCAUUCCUAGCCCUAAAUCUCCUACGCCGCGAAAACAGACUCCGUCGCAGUCGCUUAUGAAAAGAGUUUCUACUUUACCAUUGGAGAAACGCGAGAAGACAGCGGUACCGGGACGUCAGGAAACUCCUCGGAGAGAAAUUCUGGAAAGGAACUCGCCAUCGCCAAUGGCUUCUCAGCAACUUGAGAAACCAGCUCUUCAGACAUGGCCUCGAUCAGUCGUUACGAAACCUAAACAAGUAAAGAACGGUCUGAUUGCAGAUAAGCUCAGGAUGUUUGAGGAAUUCUCAAAGAAAAAUGAAGGUCCUGUCAUUAGCCCUGGGAAGGAGAAGAAGAAAGAAACGGAGGUUGAUAGCAGUAAGCAUAUUACUUCCAGUAAAAUCCCUCGAACAUUGGUAGAUGGCCGAAAAGAAUGUUUUGAGAUAAGUCCAGUGCGAAAUGGAGAUGGUGAUGAGAGAAAACUAAACCCCGUGUUCCCCAUGGCGAUUGUAGCGAAGGGGACGUGGACAGGGAGAGAUAAAGGGAAGGGGAGGGAAGAUGAUAAGAAAGGUGAGGAGGGAAAGAUGGGCGGAGAAACAUCCCCGGCUCCGAAGAGUAGAGGUGAAGAGAGGAUUGGGAGUAGAGGAAGUAGAGGAUCGAGAUUGGGGCAUAGGAGAUAUGUGGUGGGGAAGUGGAAUGAGGAAUCUUCAAUGAUGAAGGGUGGGGAUGAGGGACUGGCGCAUUUACCGGUGAAGAGAGGGUUGAGAGAUGCGAGGAUGCAUAUGGGGAGGGAUGGGAGUAAGAGUAUUGAUUGGGAUGAGGUAGAGAGGGAAAUUGAGAGGGAGGGGGGUUUGAUGGAUGGCGAGUUGGAGGUGCUGGUUGGGAGGGGGUGGGGUGGGGUAAAUGCAAGGGGAGAGGGGAGGGAUAGGGAUAUUGGUACGAGUAGUGGAAGGGAUACCAGUACGAAUAGAGAUAGAGAUAGAGAUAUCGAUUUAAAUAUGGUAGUCAAGGAAGCAGAAUGCGGGUUAAGGGAACCCAAACCGCUGAGGGCGGUGGAAAUCAAGAGGAUGGUGGAGAUUUGUAGGGAUAGGGAGAGUAGUAGGAGGGAAAGGGAAAAAGCUGAAGAGAGAGAGAGGAGUAGAGGGAGAAGAUUGGAGAGGAGGAAACAUGGUUGA